ACGUUGCAAACGAGCUGGGGCACAGCCAACAGCAGUAUGGCCAUUCCCCAAUUUUCUCGUCGUCGAGAAGAUUACACAGCCUUCCUCCGUUCCAGGUUGACGCGCUAUCCUUCCGGAUCUCUAGAUCGACUCUCUUUGCAAUAUGGUAUACUCGCCCAGCACCUAUCUCGUCUCCGCUGCCGUGGCCGCCGUCGCGUUGCAGAUGCAGCACGCUUCCGCCGCGUCGCUGUACUACGGAGUGCACUCUGUGACACAGACCGCGGAUACGAUCUCGAAAUCGUCCCCAUUUGUUGGUGGCGAGGUCCCCGACCAGGACUGCGCCGUCGAGGUGGAGAUUGACCCCACCCUUCCGGACAUCACCACCAUCUCGACGGUGCCGGUGACGUACCCUGAGCUGCUGGCCAACUUGACUACGGCCCCGACCGAGCCGGUGCACACCAAGGUCGGCACUGUUGUGCUGUCCGAAGAGACCCCGAACACUGACGCUGACCAGGAUGCGUACGUCACCUCGGGCUCGCCAACUCAGGGCUCGACGGAGGUGAACCCGCCCGCUACCAAGACGGGCACGUCGAACGUCACCGCUGCCCCGUCCAAGACGGGCACCGUCACGACUUCGGGAACUCCGUCCAAGACUGGAACUACCACAGGUAACACGACACCGUCGACUGUCAAGGGUGGAGCUAAGCCCAAGGACUGUGCCACCGGCUGGGAGGAAGAACCGGCCACGGCCACCCGUAAGCUGCGUAACAGCGUCGUGUCGGGCCAUGCUCUCGAGGAGAAGCUCGAGAAGAAGCGUCGUCUGGAGGCUAAAACGAACAGGGACAUUGACAGGCUCGAGGCCUACUUCGGCACCAAGAUGGAGUUGAAACUCAAGGACCUGCCAACCCAGGGUGUAUUCACGCCUGCGCCGUGGCCCGCCCCGUACUGGCCGACCUACCAGGACAGCAUCAACGUCGUCUGGAGUGAGGGACAGCCCAGCCCCGCUGAGAAGUACGCCAAGGCUUUCGGUCUUGACGUGAAGGAGUUCAUGGACAAGGUGUCGAAGGACAAUGGUGUGGACUCGCAGAGCAAGCGCACCAAGUGCUCGUCGGACAACGACUGCGCUUCCCGCACGGACGGCAGCAAGUGCGCCAUCCGCGACGGCAAGACCUCGGGCUACUGCAUCCCUACGUGGUUCGGUAUCUGCCACGCUUGGGCCCCGGCUGCUAUCAUUGAGGAGGAGCCGAACUGUCCGGUCACGCACAACGGCGUGACGUUCCAGCCCUUGGACAUCAAGGGUCUGAUCUCGGACGUCUACGACGGUGCCAAGGUCUCGACGGUGUUCACGGGUGCCCGUUACAACGGUGGCGAUGACGGCACGGAUGAGUAUGGCCGUCACACGAACGACGCCUACCGUGACAUGAACCCUGCGUACUUCCACAUCGCCGCUGCCAACCUUCUCGGCAAGCUCAAGCACUCGUUUGUCGUCGACGUGACGGCCAGCGCUGAGGUGUGGAACCAACCCGUGCGAGGUUUCAAGAUGUACGAGCAGACUGCCAUGUCGCUCGAAGAGGCCGCUCAGACCUUCUACGGCCUCGAGGAGUACCCGUGGAACGCCGCUGCUAAGAGCAUUGUGUACGUCAAGUCGCGUCUCUCGUGGGUCUUCGAGACGUACACAGACGGCGGCCUGGUGGCCUCGGGUGAAGUGGACAAGUUCACCACGGGCCAGUACUACUACUACCUUCUGGAGCUGGAUGAUGCCGGCGAGAUCAUCGGUGGUGAGUGGGUGUACAACUCGGACAGCGACCACCCUGAUUUCCUGUGGUUCGCCAAGUCCAAGCCUGCCGCGGACACUGUGACCAGCAUUGGUCUCAGCUACGCAGACGUGAGCAUGCUUCUUAAGAAGUCAGUCGCUUGCUCUGACUCUACGUCGGCUUCGGGCUCGGCUGGCUCGGCUUCGGCCUCUGCUUCGGCGUCGGCCUCGACCUCGGGCUCGGUGGGUGCUUCGGGAUCGGCGACGAGCUCUGCCUCGACCUCGGCCGGUUCGGCUACGGACGUGCCGUCCACGAGCUCGACUGCUUCUAACGCGGGCAGCGUGGCUACGGACGCCCCGGCUACGGAGGCCCCUGCGACGGGGACCCCGGCUGCUACUACGCUGAAUACCGGCGCCCCCGCUGCGACAACGGCUACUCCGUCCAGCAAUGGCGGAAACCAGGGCAACAACCAGGGUGGCAACCAGGGUGGCAACCAGGGCAACAACCAGGGUGGCAACCAGGGCAACAACCAGGGCAACAACCAGGGUGGCAACCAGGGCAACAACCAGGGCAACAACCAGGGUGGCAACCAGGGCAACAACCAUCACGAUGAGAGCGAAGACCAGUACCACCAAUACCAGCAGCAGCAACAGCAGCAGUUCGAGAACAGCGACCACCCACGUCAAUGGUACCAGUCCUUCUUCCACUGGUGGUAAGCGGGGCAGAUGCAGCAGUGCCUUAAGUGAUGAACAGUGAGAGAGAAUCACCUGUAUACGUGAUGGUAUGGCAACCGAGCUAGUGCCUUACGGCUUCAGUCUCAAUGAAAAUCACCAUUACAUGGCAAAACUCCACUACUUAUCAAGUGUAAUUAGAUACGGUAAGGAGCAAUAAUCGAGCAGUAAUGAGUCUGUAGAUGUCUUGAGGCAAAGCAAAUGAGGCCCAGUUUUACAAUAACGCUGUCCAGGCAUAAUCGUUGCUGAAGCUGCU
Messenger RNA from Phytophthora nicotianae INRA-310, 2720 nucleotides. RefSeq lists its product as hypothetical. The coding region runs from base 143 to 2449 and encodes 768 amino acids. The transcript has a single exon. Gene Ontology annotation, cellular component: RNA polymerase II, holoenzyme. Gene Ontology annotation, biological process: mRNA 3'-end processing. The record is from RefSeq and is a predicted model, not a curated record. NCBI's taxonomy places the organism in Eukaryota, Oomycota, Peronosporomycetes, Peronosporales, Peronosporaceae. Gene Ontology annotation, molecular function: aminoacyltransferase activity; RNA polymerase II complex binding.